Molecule: messenger RNA, 536 nt
Organism: Carlito syrichta (Philippine tarsier)
Lineage: Eukaryota; Metazoa; Chordata; Mammalia; Primates; Tarsiidae
Product: polymerase delta-interacting protein 2-like
Exons: 4
Biological process (GO): error-free translesion synthesis
Cellular component (GO): mitochondrial nucleoid; nucleus
Source: RefSeq, a predicted model, not a curated record
AUGCCAGGUCUGGACUAUGUCAGCCAUGAAGACAUCCUCCCCUAUACCUCUACUGAUCAGGUUCCCAUCCAACAUGAGCUCUUUGAAAGAUUUCUUCUGUAUGACCAGACAAAAGUACCCCCUUUUGUGGCUCGAGAGACGCUACGGGCCUGGCAAGAGAAGAAUCACCCCUGGCUGGAGCUCUCUGAUGUGCACCGGGAAACAACUGAGAAUAUCCGUGUGACCGUCAUCCCCUUCUAUAUGGGCAUGAGGGAAGCCCAGAAUUCCCAUGUCUACUGGUGGCGCUACUGUAUCCGCUUGGAGAACCUUGACAGUGACGUGGUACAGCUCCGGGAGCGGCACUGGAGGAUAUUCAGUCUCUCUGGCACCCUAGAGACCGUGCGAGGCCGAGGGGUGGUGGGCAGGGUGAGCGUCACUGCGCCAGUUUCUGGCCCAACCCAGCAGGCCUGGGGGCUUAGUGCAUGUAAGGUUACAGACAGAAGCUCGCUGUGUCAACAUAUUGGGUGGUUUGGGGUUAGAAAUCUUAGAACAAUCCU